GCCGCCUUCAGAAUAUCCUCUUAUUUGAGACGUUUAGCAACCAAUUCAGUAAAAAUAAUUACAAUACAUAAUUUCAUUGGUUAAUUUUGAAAUAAUAAUAAAACUGUGUCGAAUCGUACUAAACAAUUAAAUCUUAAUUACGAAAUAAUCUUAGAAGAAUAAAAAAUAAUAUCGUUAAACAUGCAAUUAUAAACGAUAUUUAAUUAGAAUAAAAUAAUAACUCAAUAAUUGUUUGAAAUCAUAUAUUAAAAAUUUUAAUUAAAAAAGAGUAAAGAAUUCAAAUCAAAUUUAGUUGUGUGGUGGCUAUUUUGAAAUCAUGUCUGGGCUAAUUCAAGUUGGACCCUCUGAUGUAAUAAAUCUACCUUCCAAAGCCAUUGGUGUAAUUUUUCAUGACAGACUGAAAAAGUGGAAUUCGGGGAAAACACUAUUGACCGACACUGCAACUGGCGAAGUUGUGAAUUAUGGAACCUUUUCCAAACUCUCAAUAAAACUGGCUCAAGAGCUUCAAAACAUCGGAAUAAAACAGGGAGACGUGUUAACUAUAAUAUCACAAAAUCAUUGGAAAUACUUACUGACACUAAUCGCUGGAUUUUAUGUUGGAGCAAAAGUAAAUCUCCUAAAUCAUGACUACACUUCAGGAGAACUAAAACAUAUCAUGUCGACGUGUCAACCAAAAGUGGUAUUUUCUACCCAUAAGUCUUUGCAAACUCUUCUCGAAUUAAAAAACGAAGAUUUUUUCCCCUCAAAAAUAUAUAUUUAUGAUGCCCCAACUUCCGACUAUGGUGUCAAUUUUAAUAACCUUAUUGAGAACGCAAAUGACAGUGAAAAUUUUUGUCCUGUUGAAGCAAAUCUGGACGACGUUGCUUUAAUUUUGACAUCUUCAGGCACCACCGGAUUUCCAAAAUGCGUCCAAUUAACCCAUGCCAACCUACGCUACACCAUGACUUUCAUGGCAGACCCAAACUUGAUAGAUUUUAAUGAAAACGAGUCCACUAUUGCCUUUUUGCCAUUUUUUCACAUUUUUGGUUUCGGCGUCGGAGCUGGGUGUGUUCUCCUAGGAGUCGAAUUUGUGAUUCUUGAGAAAUUCGUUCCUGACUUGUUCCUAAAAACGAUUCAGGAUUACAAAAUUACCAAACUUUUCGGAGUUCCCCCAGUUUUUCAUUUUUUGAUCAAAAGUCCCAUGGUGCAAGACUACGAUAUUUCUUCAAUGAGAGAUGUUUUAUGUGGAGCUUCAGUUCUUAGUAAAGAAAUAGAAGAAAUGGUGGUGAAAAAAUUAAAUGUGGUGUCGGUGCGGCAAGGUUAUGGCAUGACUGAAGCUUCGGGUGCUAUUACUCUGAUUCCAAAAAAUGUCAAAAAAUAUGGCUCUUUGGGAAAACCUGCUACUGGUGUUUUGAUUAAAGUUUGCCACACUGAAACUGGUGAGGUACUUCCCGCGAAUUCUGUAGGAGAGAUAAGAUUUAAGAGUGACGGAGAAAUGAAGGGGUAUUUGGGAAGUGAUGAGGAAACUAAACAAGCCUUUGACGGAGAAGGAUUUAUGAAAACUGGUGAUUUGGGGUAUUAUGAUGACGAUGGUUUUUUUUACAUAGUAGGAAGAUUAAAAGAGAUAAUAAAAUAUAAAGGAUUUCAGGUUUCUCCAGCUGAGUUAGAAAAUAUUUUAUUGCAACAUCCAGACGUUAAAGAUGUUGGUGUUGUUGGCAAGCCUGAUGACCGAGCAGGGGAAGUACCCGUUGCUCUAGUUGUAAAACAAGAAGAUAAAAAUGUUACAGAAGAAGAACUUGUGCAACAUGUUGAAAAAAAUGUUUCAGUCCAAAAACGGCUUUAUGGAGGAGUUAAAUUUGUCGAAGAAAUUCCCAAAAAUUCGAGUGGUAAAGUACUACGUCCCAAAUUGAAGGAAUUAUUGUAAUAAUACAUUCAAAAUAAAAUAUUUCUGUCUAAU
Messenger RNA from Tribolium madens (black flour beetle), 1936 nucleotides. RefSeq names its product 4-coumarate--CoA ligase 1-like. Lineage: Eukaryota; Metazoa; Arthropoda; Insecta; Coleoptera; Tenebrionidae. The coding region runs from base 317 to 1903 and encodes 528 amino acids. The record is from RefSeq and is a predicted model, not a curated record. Gene Ontology annotation, biological process: fatty-acyl-CoA biosynthetic process; long-chain fatty acid metabolic process. Gene Ontology annotation, molecular function: long-chain fatty acid-CoA ligase activity. The transcript has 6 exons.